CAGUCGAAGACGGUGGUAGUAAUGUUUUGGUCUCUACGCGACGGGGUACCAUUAUUUACGUGUGCCGUCUCGUUAUAUCGCGAUAAUAAUCGAGAACCCUUUAAAUCAUUAUCGAGUUUGAACUAUUAAUCAGACAAACCUCGAUAAACGAUUUUAUUCACAAUUUAUGUAUAUAUAUAUAAAUAUUAUUUUACCCCCACCCUUCCACCCAACGCCACCGCCGCCAUCAAUUUUGAUCGUUCAACUUUUUGGGAUGUUCUUUUAACCAAAGAAAAAAAACAAAGAUCCAGAGGAGAAUUUAUUAUAACGUUGACGAAGUAAACGAGGAAAAAGAAAAAAAAAAAGAAAAACAAUUAUUGCUGGACUGAUAAUUCGUUGUUUUGAAAAGAAUGAAAAAAUAAAUAACAUCGAUCUAAUAUUCGUUAGAUCGUUAGACGCCAUAUUUUUUAUUCUUUUUCUCUAUUUUUUUUCUUUUUCUUAUUUCGCCGAUGAACCUCGCGAUUCCACGCUUUUCUUUCAAGAACGGAGCGCUUCCUGAUGUUUGCCGUAAUUGUUCGACGGUGGAUGGGGUCGUCACGGCCGUAAACCCGAUCACCUGGAACGAAAUUCGUAGCCGACCGAGAAUGUCCUCUAAGAGGAAAUCGCCACCAACGAAGCUAUCGGAGGGCGGGGGCGGUGCGGGUACAGUUUCGAGCGGAGGCAACGAGGAGGAGGAGGACACGAGCUCUUCGGUGGUGACUGCUGCUGCCGUUGGAGGAGGUGGAGGAGGUGGAGGAGGAGGUGGUGGUGGUUGUAGUAGCAAUAGUAGUAAUAGUAGUGCAGCCACCACUGCUACCAUUAUUCCUGGUGGUGGUGGUGGCAGUAACGGAGAAGAGAACGCUGUAUUGGAGGCCUCGGUCCCAUCAACUGGGACAAACGAAGAGGGUCGUGUUUUGGACGUCGAAGAGAGUUACUCUCAACAAAGAGGAGGAGGAGGUGGAGCAGGAACAGGAGGAGGAGGAGGAGCAGCAGGAGGCCAAGAGUGCGAAUCCUCCGGUUGUUCCUCCCCGGCAACUACCAGCGAGCCGGAUCUUCGAGACUCGCCUUCACCAUCCUCAAAUUCCAUUCGCGGUGCCAAAAGGCAGAGGAUCCUAUUCCUCUCGAAUCAAGAAAACGCGAGUUCCCUAUCAUCAUCAACCGGCCCCUAUCAUCAUCCCCAUCAUCACCAUCACCAUCACCAUCAUCACCAUCAUCAUCACCAUCGUGCGAAUACCACUUCCUCCUCGGCAUCUUCCUUAACAGGCCUUCAAGAGGCUGCCAGUUCCUCCGAGUGUGGUUCUCCGCCUACUCUUCUCAACAUUGACUCUUAUUUUCAACCUCAUCAUAACGAUAACAACAACACAGUUACGCAAAACAACAAUCACAGUAACAACGGUACCGGUAUCACCACCACGGCAACUACUACCGUACCGGCUAGUAAAAGAUCCAUGGAUGACGUUCUAAAGAGGCUAACCUGUAAGAUGAACAGCGAGUCUCUAUCCCUUCAAGACGAUGUCACGGAUAACAGGCGGAGUGCCACGCCUCCAACUGGACACAAUUCACAUAGCGGAAACGCCGGUAACGUGGCGAACAACGUGCCUCCUUCGCCCCCAGCUACAAGCAGGAUACAAAACACGGAAGGACAGGUUCAACAGGACGGUGCAGCGGCCCUUCAUAGGGUCCUCUGCGCCGAGAGCAUCGUUGAGAAAGAACGCAGGCUCUCCGAAAUGAUCCUGCAGCUGCAACUCCUCAGGGAACAACUGCUCCAGCAGCAGGACCAGAAGUCGUAUCCACCGCACAUGAGCGUAGACUCGCAAAAACAAAUGGAAAUGCAACGGAUGCAAACGGAACACUUGAAACGGCAACAAGAACACAUCAUGCAACAUAACAUACAAGAGCUGCAGGCACAAAUGACAAAGAAUCAGCUGAGCAUGUCGGGACCGCAAUCGUUGAUGUUCCUACCGUUUCUCGAACAACUCAGGCUACCGGUCCAGUCAACGAUGCCACCACCGCCGGCCACGUCGACCGCGCCCACUGGCAACAAGCAUAUCAACUCUAUAGCCAAUAUGAUUGGUAGCCACCGGGAAGGUCCGAGUUGGGCAACCGCACAUUUGGCGCAGAUGACGACGCAAAUGGAAAAAGAUUCGUCGCCUACGCCAAUAUCAUCGGCUGUUGCACCUACGGCUGCCCCUUUACAGGAUCUCGAUGCACCAUUGAACCUCACCAAACCGAAAUCCUCCUCGUCGGGGGCGACAGCGUCUUCCUCGUCGCCUGGUAGUGAUUCGCAUUCAACCGGUGCCGGAAGUAGUGGUCAACAGGAACAACCAUUGGCUGCGACAGCACCGAAACUUUUCCCUCCUGGUCUUCCAAUACCCAGGAAUUACCUAUCAACGUUACCCUACGCUGGUCUUCCACCACAUCUUAGCUCCCUACCUUCGCCUAUGGGUAAGGUAAUGUCCAAAGACGAAGCUGGUGGACCUGGAGGUUCCGCUGCAGCUGCGGCGGUUGCAGCCGUGGAAAAGCAUUUUGCGAUGCACGGAAUUUAUGGGUUACCACCAAGCGCGGGUGCUAUGCUACCCUCGCCUCAAACGCAACGACCAAUCAAACACCCUGGCUCUCGAGAGGAAACGCCGCAAGAGGAACAAGAUUUCCUCUCGUCUUCUCACAUGUGGCGAGAUCCCGGAUACAAGGUGCCGGAAGACAUAACGGAAAAAGCUAAAAUGGUGAGGCAGCAGAAAAGGGAGGGUGAGAACAAACCGCACAUAAAACGACCUAUGAACGCGUUCAUGGUAUGGGCCAAAGACGAGCGACGGAAAAUCCUCAAGGCUUGCCCUGACAUGCACAAUUCCAACAUAUCAAAGAUACUCGGUACUCGAUGGAAAUCGAUGUCGAAUUCGGAAAAGCAACCGUAUUACGAGGAACAAUCGCGAUUAUCGAAAUUGCAUAUGGAGAAACACCCGGAUUACAGAUACAGGCCGCGACCAAAACGGACGUGUAUAGUUGACGGGAAGAAGAUGCGCAUAUCCGAAUACAAAUCGUUGAUGCGACAACGACGGCAAGAAAUGAGACAACUUUGGUGUCGAGAAGGUGGCCCGGAGAUGGGCUUUCUAUCGCCGGUCGGUUCGGAGAUGAGCUCGCAACAUCACACAGGAGGAGGUGGUGGUGGUGGUGGUGGUGGCGGAGGAGCUGGUGGUGGUGGUGGAGCUGGUCCAUCGGCUAGACCUUCGGUUUCACCCCCAGCGACGAUGUUGAACGGCGGGGGUGGUGGUGGUGUUGGUGGUGGUGGUGGUGGUGGUGGUAGUGUUGGUGGUGGUGGUGGUGGUGGUGUCGGUGGUGCUGGCCCAAGCUCCGAUCACCCAUCAUUUUAUUACCCUCAGGACAGUCUUUCGCCUAGUGACAUGAUGAACUUCUCGCCGGAUAAUUCGGGCUCGAUCGGUGGCUACGACGCCAGUCCACGGCAUCACGACGAGGAUUGAAACGUAGCUGCUCCGGUUGGCCAAGCCCUUUGGCCGUCCGGAGCAACGGCGUUACCACCUUCAUCCUCGACCUCCACCAGCUCGUCCUCCUCGUCCUCGGCGUACCCAGCGGUUGCAGCCGCAGCUGCGGCUGCCGCGGCGGCGGUCGCAGCUUCGUCCACCACGUCAUCUUGCUCGCCCUCCUCCAGACUCGGCCACGAGUUGUAUUGGUAA
Molecule: messenger RNA, 3707 nt
Organism: Polistes canadensis
Lineage: Eukaryota; Metazoa; Arthropoda; Insecta; Hymenoptera; Vespidae
Gene: Sox102F
Product: transcription factor SOX-5
Exons: 10
Coding region: 489-3494 (1001 amino acids)
Biological process (GO): regulation of transcription by RNA polymerase II; cell fate commitment
Cellular component (GO): nucleus
Molecular function (GO): DNA-binding transcription factor activity, RNA polymerase II-specific; RNA polymerase II cis-regulatory region sequence-specific DNA binding
Source: RefSeq, a predicted model, not a curated record